Clonostachys byssicola is the source of this 1998-nucleotide messenger RNA. NCBI's taxonomy places the organism in Eukaryota, Fungi, Ascomycota, Sordariomycetes, Hypocreales, Bionectriaceae. The record is from the annotation of a GenBank genome assembly.
AUGUCUUUGUCACAACUGCAUCCCUUCGAUCCCUUAACACCGGAGGAUAUCACAUUAUGUGCCAACAUUCUCAGAAACGCUAUUCCCGGCGCUACGUUGCGUUUCAAGCGCAUCGAUGUGCUAGAGCCAGUCAAAGGCGAGACUGUGCCCUAUUUAGAGGCAGAGCGAAGUGGUCACGCCCUUCCUCCAAAGCCUGCUCGACUUCUGUUUUCCUACUUUCAUCGUAUGGACACGGGUGUGUUUCACAAGGCAGUUGUGAAUGUCAACGGACAGAUUGUGUACAUCAAGGAGUUGCCCAAGGACAUCCAGGGGCCUGCCGAUAUUGAUGAGUUGAUUGAGGUUGAAGAGGCAUGCAUGAAGCAUCCGGCUGUCCUGGCCGAGAUUGAGAAGAUGCAACUUCCCCCAGGCUAUAAAGUCUGCAAUGACCCGUGGAUUUAUGGCACAGACAACGAUACCGAGACACGUCGCCUUGCGCAAUGUUAUAUGUAUAUCAUUGAGGUCGACCACCCCGAAUCUAACCACUACUCGCUCCCAUGUACCUUUUCUCCCGUCUUCGACCAGGUCACUAAGGAGCUAGUUCGCAUGGAUUAUCUUCCUACAGGGGCCGACGGUCAAGUUCAGUCCACGCAACCAUGGAAACAGGUCAAGGGUGUGCAAUACGCCCAUGAUUUACUGGACGAACCCAUCCGCACUGACUUAAAACCUUACGUCGUUCAACAGCCCGAGGGGCCAUCCUUUACCAUCAACGGAAGGGAGGUCCAUUGGCAGAAGUGGAAGUUCCACGUGGGCUUCAAUAAUCGAGAUGGUCUUGUUCUAUAUAACGUCACAUUCGACGGCCGACAGACAUUUUAUCGGCUUUCCAUGUGCGAGAUGACAGUUCCAUAUGGGGAUCCCCGAAAGCCAUUCCAUAGGAAACAAGCAUUUGACGCUGGAGACGUUGGGUUCGGCAUAACAGCUAAUUCACUCGCUCUCGGUUGUGAUUGUCUAGGUCACAUUGCCUAUUUUGACGGAUAUCGCACCGACUCGAAAGGAAGCCCCGUUCUUCUGAAGAGUGUCAUAUGCAUGCAUGAACAAGAUAACGGUCUGCAACACAAGCAUACAAAUUACCGCAAUAAUGUAGCCACCGUGGUGCGCAACAGGGAGCUCGUUGUGCAGAUGAUAUGUACUGUGUCCAACUAUGAAUACAUCCUGGCAUGGGUUUUCGACCAGGCGGGAAAUAUUGAGCAUGAAGUGCGGGCCACUGGCAUCCUCUCCACGAUGCCUAUUGAUAACCAUGAGGGAGUGAAGGUCCCUUGGGGCACCAACGUCGGGCCGGGUGUUAUGGCUGCUAAUCACCAGCACCUAUUUUCCCUGCGGAUCGACCCGGCAGUAGACGGACACAACAACACAGUGUUCUACGAAGAUAGCGUUGCGCUCCCCGUUGACGCAGAGCUCAACCCCUUUGGGGUAGGGUAUGUCUCACGUCCGACCGUCCUUUCCAAGGCUGGUUAUGCAGACCUGAGCGUACAGAAUGGUCGCGUCUUCAAGAUCCGCAAUGACAGCAGCAUCAACCCCAUCUCUCUCAAGCCAGUAGCGUACAAGCUCCACGCGGCACCCAGUCAAAUGCUCCUCAUGGACCCGAGCUCCUUCUCGAGCAAGCGAGCUGCCUUUGCCCAGCACGCCAUCUGGGUGACCCGGUACCAGGACGACGAGCUUUACGCCGCAGGAGAGUUCACCAACCAGAGUCGUGUUGAUACCGGUCUCUCUGUGUGGGCGGCUCGGGAUGAUAAUACAGAAAAUACAGAUGUAGUGCUUUGGCAUACUUUUGGGCUGACCCAUAACCCACGGCCGGAAGAUUUCCCCGUCAUGCCGUGCGAGAGGAUCAGUGUGAUGCUCAAGCCGGACGGAUUCUUUACCAAGAAUCCGGCGCUUGAUGUUCCGGCUAGCACUCAAAAGUUCAACCGGUCUACGCUGCAUGAAGAGAAGCAGACGGAACCUUGCUGUGCGCCUAAGCUUUGA